Molecule: messenger RNA, 5719 nt
Organism: Atta colombica
Lineage: Eukaryota; Metazoa; Arthropoda; Insecta; Hymenoptera; Formicidae
Gene: BRWD3
Product: PH-interacting protein
Exons: 22
Coding region: 95-5455 (1786 amino acids)
Biological process (GO): regulation of transcription by RNA polymerase II; regulation of cell shape; cytoskeleton organization
Cellular component (GO): nucleus
Molecular function (GO): protein binding
Source: RefSeq, a predicted model, not a curated record
AUGAACACCACGGUGGUUAUCGCGGCGCUAGAAGCCGUAAGCCCAAUGUUACCGUCGUCUGUAAGUGAAUAGGAAAUCGAUCGGAUCGGCCGUGAUGGAGGGCAGCGCGUCCAGGAUCGAGUCCGGAAUUGCACCAGAGCUGUACUUCCUGAUCGUUAAGUUUCUCGAAUCGGGUAUCUGUCCGGAGGCUGCGACGAUACUGAAGCGGGAACUAGAGCGUACUGAGGUACUACCGGCACGAAUCGAUUGGGAGGGCAACGUGCAUAGUCAGUCGUUCGAGGAAUUGGAAAAGAAAUAUCCUCACAUUGGAUCAACUUACUUGUUGCAAAUAUGUGCCAGAAUUGGACCAGUGUUGGAAAAAGAAGUGCCACCAUGCGUUCGUGGAGUGAUAUCACUUCUGGGAGCAGGCAGACAAUCCUUGCUGCGUACCCACGAAGAUUCUACGCGCCAUACGUACAACAUUUUUGAUUAUUCGGGAAGAUUAGGUGGAAAACCUUUUCUGGAAUUGGCCGGUAGCUUAUCAGUGCCUAAUAUAGUACAUGUACUUCAAGGACGUGAGAAUUCUGGCCCUUUGAGUCGAACGCAAGCUAUACCGACAAAGUUUUACAGCAAAAUGAAGUUGUAUCGGCAUACGUUGGGCCAUUUAUCUGCGGUGUAUUGUGUGCUGUUUGAUCGCACUGGUACAUACAUCAUAACAGGAGCGGACGAUUUACUUGUUAAAGUUUGGAGUUCCAUCGAUGGACGUUUACUCGCCACUUUCCGAGGCGCAUCCGCGGAAAUUAUGGACAUUGCAGUGAAUUUCGAUAAUACUUUGUUAGCAGCGGGAAGUUUAGAUCGAAUAAUACGGGUCUGGUGUUUCCAAUCAAUGUCACCUGUGGCAGUUUUAACCGGGCAUUCAGGCAUGAUUACGUCCAUCAAUUUUUGUCCAAUAGUAUGUAAUGACGUUUAUUAUUUAGUUUCUACUAGUACUGACGGAUCCGUAGCCUUUUGGUCUCAUACAAAGAAAUCGAACGAAAGAGCAGUAUUUCAUACAAAGCCUAUUCAAUACCAUGAAAAAAUGAGGCCCGGUCAAGCACAAAUGAUUUGUGCCUCCUUCAGUCCUGGGGGCGCAUUUAUGGCAGCUGGCUCCGCAGAUCAUAAUGUAAGAGUUUACGCAAUGUUAGGAGACGAAGGACCACGCAGAGUCCUCGAGAUCGAGGCGCAUUCCGAUACAGUUGAUAGUAUUCAAUGGGCGCAUAGCGGCUUAAAAUUCAUUUCUGGUUCUAAAGAUGGUACUGCAAACGUAUGGCAUUUCGAGCAACAGCAAUGGAUACAUAAACAGCUGCUCAUGACAGCAAAGCUCCCUGGAGAACCAGAAAUGGAAGAUGAUACGAAUAAAAAAGCGAGAGUAACCAUGGUUUGUUGGGACGUGAGCGAUGAAUUUGUUAUAACGGCAGUGAACGAUUACACAUUGAAAGUGUGGGGUGCAAAGUCGGGUGAACUGAUGAAGGUUUUGCGGGGACAUAAAGACGAGGUUUUCGUAUUGGAAUCGCAUCCAAUAGAUCCUCGAAUGAUUCUCAGUGCUGGUCACGACGGACAACUUAUUAUUUGGGACGUAUUAAAUACAGAACCAAUGGUAUGUUUUCAAAAUUUCGUCGAAGGGCAGGGAAAUUGUGCCGUUUUUGAUGCGAAAUGGUCUCCUGAUGGUACAAAGCUCGCCGCAACAGAUUCUAAUGGACAUCUUUUAAUGUAUGGAUUUGGAUGUGGAGUAGAGAAACUAAAAAUCGUACCGAAAGAAUUAUUUUUCCAUACGGAUUACCGACCUUUGAUAAGAGAUGGAAAUAAUUAUGUUCUUGAUGAGCAAACACAAACGGCGCCGCAUUUAAUGCCGCCACCAUUUUUGGUAGAUGUAGAUGGGAAUCCAUAUCCGCCAGCAUUGCAGCGAUUAGUACCAGGAAGAGAAAAUUGUAGAGGCGAGCAAUUGGUACCAAAUAUUGCAGUUGGUGCCGGCGGCAUGCAAGAAGUUAUAGAAGGUCUUCCAGAACAAGAGCCAAGGUCGAACAUUGAUCGAUUGAUCGAGGCUCUUGCUCAGAGACAAAAUAUCAAUGGAGAAGCCGCCGGUGCUGGCGAUGAUAGGGAGAAUAACGUCGCGGAACAACCAAUCCGUCAAAUAGCAAGUCCUCGCGGUAGUAGAGCUGGUUUGAGGAGAGAGGGUAAUGUUGAAGGUGUUCGGCAAAGCAGUGGUAAUUGGCAAAGAGAUAAUACUACUCCAUGGAAUAAACCUAUGCUCGCGCGUCCCAUGAAUCCAGCUGUAAAAGAGACUCAGUUUAAAAUGAUUCAAGCAAUGGCUGAUAUGGAAUUAGAUAACUGGCGGCGGGAAAUGCGACGGCGGCCACAGCCUACCUCGAGCACUGCCACUAAUCAAGGCAAUAUAGGAAAUAAACUUUUAAAUCGCAAGCGUAAUAGAACUAGGCACGGUUAUAGAACUAGAGCAACGCGCGAUGAAGAAGAUGACGAUGAAUAUGAGAAUCUUGAUAACGCUGGCACAUCAGCGAGUUCAGCCAGUAGCAAUAGCAAUGAUUCCACCGCUCACGAGGAGGAUAUGUGCUCCGAUAGCACUACAGAAUCCAGUACUGAAUAUUCUGAUUGGAUUGCGGAUCACGGACUGAAUUUGGAGCCUCCCAAACGCAGUAAACGGAAACCUGUGAAAAAGCGAUCUGUUACACCCCCAAGUGAGACGGACAGAAGACGCAGAAGGCGUCCUAAGAAAAAAGGAAUACAAAUAGCUAAUGGUAUUCGUGAAGUUCCUGAAAUUUAUCGACCUUCAGAAUGGCUUACCGAAGUAAUACCGAGGAAAGCUCCUUAUUACCCGCAGAUGGGCGACGAAAUAGUAUAUUUCAGACAAGGUCAUAAAUUCUAUUUAGAUGCAAUUAGGAAUAAAAAGGUUUAUGAGCUUAGUCCGCGGUGCGAGCCAUGGACCAAGAUAAAUAUUAGAGCACAAGAGUUUGUAAAAGUAGUGGGUAUUAAAUAUGAAAUACGACCGCCUCGUUUGUGCUGUUUGAAAUUAGCAUUGAUGGAUGAGGACGGUCGACUUAGUGGACAGAAUUUUACUAUCAAAUACCACGAUAUGGCCGAUGUGUUAGAUUUCCUCGUGUUGCGUCAAACCUUCGAUAUGGCAUUAGCGCGAAGUUGGUCUGAGGGAGAUAAAUUUCGUUGUAUGAUCGAUGAUGGUUGGUGGAUGGGACAGAUUGUUGGAAUGGAGCCAUUAGAUGAAGAGUUUUCAGAAUCAUUAUUUAUGUGCUUCCGCGUCAGAUGGGAUAAUGGGGAAUAUGAACGAAUGAGUCCUUGGGAUCUUGAACCUGUUGACGAAGAUAGAGUCCCCGUAGAAAUUGGUGGUGCUGUUCCCGUCUUACCGGAAGAAAGACAAGCGAUACUAUAUCAACCUCACGCGGAGGAAUGGCCAAUGGGUGACAGAGAAGCGACAUGUCGCCGAAUUAUCCGAGGCUUGGAUCAAGUAAUGAGUCUUGCAAUUGCAGAACCAUUCGUAGUACCAGUGGAUCUCAGUCUUUAUCCAACUUACGCUUAUAUUGUUGAAUAUCCAAUCGAUUUGUCGACUAUAAAGGCUCGUUUUGAAAAUCAUUUCUACAGAAGAGUUACGUCGGCACAAUUUGAUGUUAGAUAUUUAGCAACAAACGCUGAACAAUUCAACGAACCACACAGUCAUAUUGUGAAAAAGGCAAGAAUAGUCACUGACUUGUGUCUGCGUAUAAUAAAAGAAACUACUGAUGUGGAUGUUCCGGCAGUGUAUCAUCAGUUAAAUGAUACAUACCACUCCUCCGAGUCGGAAGAGAUAGAUGUUGAGAGACCUUCAACCAGUAAAGUAAGGUCUAAGAGAAAAUGUUCACUUUUGCAAGAGAUUUCAAAAGACUGGAAGCUGGCGAGUCGCUAUUUGUUGGAGACCCUGUGGCAAUGCGAAGAUUCAAUACCUUUUAGGGAACCGGUAGAUACAUUAGAACAUCCAGAGUAUCAUCAAAUAAUAGAUACACCGAUGGACUUGCGUACUGUCAAAGAAGAUUUAUUAGGCGGCAAUUAUGAGACGCCAGCGGAAUUUGCAAAGGAUAUGAGAUUGAUAUUUUCGAACAGUAGGAAUUAUAAUACCAACAAACGUUCCAAAAUAUAUUCGAUGACAAUAAGACUUUCGGCCAUGUUUGAGGAGCAUAUGCGUAGGAUACUUACAAGUUGGAAAUCAGCACAUAAACUAUCUGAAACUAAGAAAACAAAACCAAAAGGAAAGAAGAAGCAAAAGAAGAAGAAAAAGAAAACAAAUUUAAGUAAUGGAACUGGACCUUCCAAAUCAAAAUCUACUCUUAGCGAUGAAGAUGAUAUAGACAGUGAAGACGAUUACGACGACGAGGAGUCGGGUAAAGAGCAGAAAAAGAAAGAUUUUGACAUAUCUGCACCUGGACCAUCGCGGAUGACAAACGGUCAUACGAAACGGUCUAAUUCUGGGCCGUCAAGGCCAAGACUGAAAUUGCGAAUCUGCCGAUCAACCGUGUCGAAAAAGCUGAAGGAUAGUGAUAGUGACAUUAGUGACUCUGAAGUAACAACAGACACUGAUAGCAGUAAUAGUGCCCCAGUCCGAAGAACUAGAGCGAGAACAGCGAUACCCAGUGUUAGUGCUGAUACCGAUUCUGGAGACGAUUACACGCCUGGCGGUCGUAGCAAGCAGGUUCGCAAAAAUCGCGGCAAAAAUAUUAAGAACGGUAAGCAAUCCAAAUCUAAAGUGAAAUUGAACGUUGUUGCGAACGAUGAUGACGACGAUGACGAUGAGGAGUACAUUGCGGAGAGCAAGAUGAUUGAAGACAACGAAGAUGAACUUGCGUUGGAAUUUUCAGAAGAGAGCGAAGAGGAAAAGAUCAUCAAAAGAGAUACUAGGUCACGAAAGUUAGUGUCUGAGAAUGUGCAGAACGUCCAAAAAUAUACUACUAAUAAUGGGAAAGACGAUAAUAGCGAUAGCGAGAGCGAAGAAGAUGACAAUGAUGAAGAACAAGAGGAACCAGAAGAAGAAGAAGAAGAAGAAGAAGAAGAAGAAGAAGAAGAAGAAGAGGAAGAAGAGCAGCCACAAUUACAACGUAAGACUAAUAGUCAAGACUCGGAGGACAGUGAUUAUUCUGACAAAAAAUACAAAUCGUCGCGCUCGAGCCGUCGAAAGCCGCGCAGUUCUAUGGAAUCAGAGGACACGAGGCAACAUUAUGGCAGCAGCAGACGAUCCUCGGCUCGGAAGCGUCCUUAUUACAAUGAGGAUAGCGACGACAGUACCACGAUGCCAGUGAGAAACCGGCGUAAGAUCAAGCGUCGCUCAUACGCUGAGGAUAGCGAUGAGAGCGUGCCAGAGCCUGGCAUUAGUAUAAGUAGUCGAGGUCGUAUACGUAAAAUGACACCGCGCGCCCGCGCUUAUCUUUUAGAAUCGCCCUAACGGCAUCUCUAGAUAAAAAUGACAUUAAAGGAUUGAUAAGGAUUUUAAAGACUGUAGUGUGUGCUGCGUAUUGAAAACUCAGAUCAUUAUCACUCGAAGAAACUGUCCAAAGAAGAAAUUUUUAAUCGUUCUUCUUGAUCUUGAGGUUGUCUCGACGCUUGCUUCGUCGGCGCUAUUUUCCAUAAUGUAUGGAAUUGCGAUGCAACAUGAAUCUCCGACAGAGACACUGAUGUAGUCUUAGGAGAUAACGCAGUGGAAAUUGGA